Molecule: messenger RNA, 1246 nt
Organism: Microtus oregoni (creeping vole)
Lineage: Eukaryota; Metazoa; Chordata; Mammalia; Rodentia; Cricetidae
Product: interleukin-18-like
Exons: 8
Coding region: 270-857 (195 amino acids)
Biological process (GO): immune response; inflammatory response
Molecular function (GO): cytokine activity
Source: RefSeq, a predicted model, not a curated record
AAGGCUGCCAUAAUCUUCAGGACGGAGUCCCAGCAAUCUACCUGAAAACUGGGCUUCCUCUUUAUAAAGGAGUCCAGAACUUUCAGAGAAAGAAGAAUCCAAUUUUCCAAGCGAGGGUACCUGUGGACUAUCUGACACCUGAGGCUAAGAAAAGACAAAAACCAAUCAAUGCUGCUGACAGGGCUGCCGCCUUCCACAGCUCCAGUGUUAGGAAGAAGAAAGAGCUUCCGAGUCACUUCCUCUCGGAGGGAACUAUUUGGCUGAGAAUAAUGUUGGCUGCCACACUGGAAGAAGGCUCAUGCAUCAACUUCAGGGAAAUGGCAUUUAUUGACAACACACUUUACUUUAUACCUGAAGAUGAUGGAAACCUGGAAUCAGACAACUUUAGCAGGCUUCAGUCUACAACCACAGUAAUACGAAAUAUGAAUGACCAAGUUCUCUUUGUUGACAAAAGAAAUCCACCUGUGUUUGAGGACAUGCCUGAUGCUGACCAAAGUGCUAAUGGACCCCAGACCAGACUGAUAAUAUAUAUGUAUAAAGAUUCUGAGGGAGGAGGCAUGGCUGUGACCCUCUCUGUGAAGCAUGAAAGAAUGUCUACUCUCUCCUGUAAGGACAAAGGCAUUGCCUUUAAGGAAAUGGAUCCACCUGAAUAUAUCGACGGUACUAAAAGUGAUCUCAUAUUCUUUCUGAGAAGUGUUCCAGGACACAAUAAGAUGCAGUUUGAAUCUUCACUAUACAAAAGACACUUUCUAGCUUGCGAGAAGGAAGGUGAAUUUUACAAGCUCAUACUGAAGGAAAAGAGUGAAAAUGGGGAUAAAUCUGUAAUGUUCACUGUUACUAGCUUACCUCAGAGUUAGGUAUUAAGCACUUUUGUGUACCAGAAAGAUGACUAGAUUACAUGAGCCUUAUGAUAAUCCAUUCUGUGUUGCCAUAGCAAAAUACCCCAGGCUGCAUAAUUUAUAAAGCAAACAGGUUCAUUUGUCUCACGUGUCUAGUCCAAUUCCUACGUCCCGGUGAAUGGCCCUGGCUGCAUUACAGCAUACAAGAUAAAAGGAAAGGAAUCAGCUGCAUGUGAAUUAGCACAUGGGUGAGCCUCACUUCAUAGCAACUCAUUCUUGACAGAGGCUUCGGCCCUUCCCAAUGCUGGAACCCUCAGGAGCUGUUCACCUCCCACCUCUUUAAUAUAUCACCACCUCAACAUGGUUGUACUGGCGAUCAAGUUUCCAGCAAAUCUAUUCACGUGACA